AUGUGGUGGAUGCUGUUUCCUCGCUGGAUCUGGUUCGUCUCGGGACAGUUUUUGCUGCUAUUUGUGGACAGGCAAUGCGUGAAAGGCAUGACUUUGCAAAGAGUUGCUUAUUCCCACGCAGGGAUCUGUCCAAACGACAUGAACCCAAACUCGUGGGUUGAUGCAAUGAGCACCUGCACGAGAGAAUGUGAAUCUGAUCAGGAAUGUGAAACGUUCGAAAAGUGCUGUGCCAAUGUUUGCGGCAAUCAGAGCUGUGUGGCGGCCCGCUACAUCGAUGCUACGGGCAAGAAAGGGCCCAUGGGCAUGCCAAAGGAGGCGUCCUGCGACAAGUUUAUGUGCACUCAGCAGGGCUCCGAGUGUGAAAUCUGGGACGGCCAGCCUGUGUGCAAGUGCCGCGACCGCUGCGAGAGAGAGCCCCACUUCACCUGCGCCUCGGACGGGAUGACCUACUAUAACAAGUGCUACAUGGAUGCGGAAGCGUGCUCAAAGGGCAUCUCCUUAUCGGUGGUGACGUGCCGCUUCCACCUCACCUGGCCUAACACUAGUCCUCUCCCGGCGGGCACUACCGCAUUGCCCACCACCACGCUGCAGCGCACCACUCCUGAAGACGUGCACGCUCCUGUGAUGGUGAACAGCCCAUCUCAGCAAUCCGUGUUCGUUGGCGACACGGCCAGCUUCCUUUGCGAAGUUGCAGGCCGACCAAAGCCCGAGAUAACCUGGGAGAAGCAGAUGGACGGGCAAGGAAACGUAAUCUUGAAACCCAACCACGUGCAUGGGAAUGUUGUGGUCACCAACAUCGGCCAGCUGGUUAUCUACAACGCUCAAUUGCAUGAUGCCGGUGUCUAUACAUGCGCGGCCACAAAUGCUGGCGGAUCCAUCCGAGCACAUUGUCCACUGUCCGUACUUGAGCAAGAGCAAGUCACAAAGUCGAACUCAACACGUUUCCCGGCAGAGGAGUGCUUUAAGGUGCCUGAUAGUGAAGAUUGUGGGGAGGAAAAGCUGAGUUGGUUUUACGACCCCCAGAGGAACAACUGCUACACCUUUAACUACGGCAACUGCAGCAAAAACCGCAAUCGCUUUGACGCUUAUGAGACCUGCAUGUCGUCCUGUCGGGAUGAACUCGCUGCUCCUUGUAACCUUCCCAUCUACCAGGGAUCUUGCAAGGCGUAUGAACCUCGCUGGGCCUACAGCGGCUCCCAGCGCCGGUGCCAACUGUUCGUAUACGGCGGCUGCAAAGGCAACGAGAACAACUUCAAAACCAAAGAAUCGUGCGAGGACACGUGCCUGUUCUUGAGGAGCCAUCGCUGCAAGCUGUGCAAGCCGCGGCACAAGAUGGUGACCAGCUUCUGCAAAAGCGAUUUCGUGAUUCUGGGACGCAUGACGGAGCUGACCGAGGACCAAGACUCGGGUCACGCUCUGAUCACCAUGGAGGAGAUCCUGAAGGACGAGAAAAUGGGGCUGAAAUUUUUCAGGAAUGAGCCCUUGGAGGUGACGUUGCAGAACAUGGACUGGGCCUGUCCGUGUCCGAACAUCACCACCCCCGAUGGCCAGAUCAUCAUCAUGGGGGACGUCAGCAACGGUAUGGCCAUCCUGCAGCCCGACAGCUUCAUCGUCCUUUCCAGCGCCCGGCGCGUCCGUAAGCUCCGCGAGGUCAUCAACAAAAACACCUGUGACAUUUUGAAAGAGUUCAUCCAGUAG
Messenger RNA from Sinocyclocheilus rhinocerous, 1698 nucleotides. Its product is annotated as WAP, Kazal, immunoglobulin, Kunitz and NTR domain-containing protein 2-like. Gene Ontology annotation, cellular component: extracellular region. Gene Ontology annotation, molecular function: transforming growth factor beta binding; receptor antagonist activity; serine-type endopeptidase inhibitor activity. NCBI's taxonomy places the organism in Eukaryota, Metazoa, Chordata, Actinopteri, Cypriniformes, Cyprinidae. The record is from RefSeq and is a predicted model, not a curated record. The coding region runs from base 1 to 1698 and encodes 565 amino acids. The transcript is spliced from 2 exons. Gene Ontology annotation, biological process: transforming growth factor beta receptor signaling pathway.